Messenger RNA from Impatiens glandulifera, 777 nucleotides. RefSeq names its product myosin heavy chain, skeletal muscle-like. Bases 1 to 777 code for a protein of 258 amino acids. NCBI's taxonomy places the organism in Eukaryota, Viridiplantae, Streptophyta, Magnoliopsida, Ericales, Balsaminaceae. The record is from RefSeq and is a predicted model, not a curated record. The transcript has a single exon.
AUGGCUUCCGACAGUGAGAGCAUCCUUAAAUCACUAAACACCCUCUUCCUCCACGAGUCAGUUGAGCAUCGCCGGCAGCUCGAUUCUCUCGUGAACUCCAAAUCCUGUCUCGAAUCGGAUCUGAGUCGGGCCCAAAAUGUUAAUGCCGCCCUAGUGUCUGAGUUGACCAGGUUGCAUGUUCUUCUUUCUCGUUCGAAAUCGGAGGGGACUGAUCGGAAAGAAGCUCGUAUGGAGCUGAAAGUAGACCGUUUUAUUGUUGAGUUUGAGAAGAAAUUAGAAGAAUUGAGAAAGAUGGUUGUUGAGGCUCAAAUGAAGGAUUUGAAACUGAAACUAGCUCUGGCGGAGAAGUUGGCUGAAGAAAGGGAAUUAAAGCUCAUUCAAACGAUUGACUCUCUCCUCAAGUCUAAAGCUUCUCUGGAAACUGAGAACUCAACCCUUGUCUUAGAGUUGACCAUGUUGCAAGCUGAUCGUAUCUCAAGGUUGAGUCAGAAGACCGAUUUGAAAGAGGAGGAGGAGGAGAAGAAGAAUGCCAUAUUGUAUCGGAAAACAGAUGAACUAAAACGGGUUGUUGAUGAUUUGAAAUUGAAGCUAGAUCAAAAGGAAAUAUUGGUUAAAGAGAAGGAAUGUGAGUUUGAGAAGAUGGAGACUCGAAUGAAGGAGAAACAAUUGUUACACCAGAUACGACAAUUGGAGUCGAAUUUCGCCGAUGAGAGUGACUACAGCUCAAUGUGUAUGAUCGGUCUUUGGUUAGCAGUUUUAUUAAUCACUAGUAUUUAG